AUGGCUUUCUUCCAAUUUAAGUCUGCUCUGCUGCGAUUGCGACUACAACUCUGCAAGUUGACAAGUAUCAGAUUCCUUGUUCAUCACGAGCCGGAGCCAACCUCGAACUGGAGCCCAUAUUUAGCUACCUCGAAUCUAAUCGAGCAAACAGAGAUAACAAGCACAGCCACCCACAUAGAAGAUGUGGAAGAAGAUUGUCCCUCUGAUGACCGCCAAAUCUACUGCGUCACAUUCUUCGGUGAUCAAAUCCGAACCACAUUGACCUACACUGCCUCCGUCGUCGACGUCUGGAUCGCCGGAAUCCAACGCGUCCACCAUCAUAGAAUUGAUCAGAAGCAGCUCGUCGUGGGUCUCGAUGUGGAAUGGUGCCCAAGCUUCAGCCGCAGCGUGGAGUACAAGGUCUCCUUUUUACAGCUUUGCGUGGAAUGCACUCGUCUGAUAUUUCAACUCCUUUACGCAGAUCUCAUACCCACUUCUCUAAUCGAAUUCCUCAACAACCCAAGUUUGAGGUUUGUUGGAGUAGGAAUCGAAGGGGACGUGGAGAAGCUAUUGGAGGAUCACGAAUUGAACGUCUUGAACACUUUGGAUCUCAGUUCUUUGGCAGCGACGAGGUUGAGCAUGCCGGAGCUUAGGAGUAGUGGGCUGAAAGAGCUAACAAGAGAGGUACUAGGAAAAGAAAUAGGGAAGCCGAGGAAGGUAACGAUGAGUAGAUGGGAUGCAGAGUGGCUGACCUACGAUCAAGUUCAAUAUGCUUGUCUUGAUGCUUUUCUUUCUUUUGAGAUUGGAAAGAGUUUGAUUAUCCAAGGAAGUCGAUGA
Molecule: messenger RNA, 816 nt
Organism: Macadamia integrifolia
Lineage: Eukaryota; Viridiplantae; Streptophyta; Magnoliopsida; Proteales; Proteaceae
Product: Werner Syndrome-like exonuclease
Exons: 2
Coding region: 1-816 (271 amino acids)
Biological process (GO): nucleobase-containing compound metabolic process
Cellular component (GO): cytoplasm; nucleus
Molecular function (GO): 3'-5' exonuclease activity; nucleic acid binding
Source: RefSeq, a predicted model, not a curated record